Messenger RNA from Perca flavescens (yellow perch), 1121 nucleotides. It is a transcript of the gene tmem229b, whose product is annotated as transmembrane protein 229B. The record is from RefSeq and is a predicted model, not a curated record. The transcript has 4 exons. NCBI's taxonomy places the organism in Eukaryota, Metazoa, Chordata, Actinopteri, Perciformes, Percidae. Bases 492 to 1076 code for a protein of 194 amino acids.
UUUUUUCUUUUGUGAAUGCAAUGUGCCUCCCUAAAUAGUAGUCGGGUAGAAAGGGGAAAACUGCUGUCUGCCUGGCAACUUGUCCAGUCCAGCACAUAACUGCCCAUAAAACCAAAAACAAUCUUAUUUUUACACUACGCUUUUGUAUAUAUUCAACGGACGAGAUAUAACCUGUUAAUUAGUGAGCUUUUAAAGUUGCUGACUGACUGAGGGGACUUUCUGCCAAGUAACUACCAGUCUGGAUGUCUGCACGCUGAGCUGCGGCGAAGAAAUGGUUAAUCAAGGAUGCAAAAACAGAGACACCGUGAAGGAAGGAGAAGACGGGGAAACAGACGAGCUGCAGACCAAGCACCGCGACAUCCUGGACAAUAUCCCCGGGUGAUGUGUUUGAUCCGCUGGCCUGUGUGCUGAGGGAGACACCGCCGACCUUAAUCUGAAGACCUGCAUCACGUUAUCACAGAUAGAAAAUUUGCGUGAAAGCCAGAGGAAAGAUGGUGACCGUGGAAACCGCAGAGGCUCCUGUACCUCUGACAGCGCUGUCACGCUGGUACCUCUACGCCAUCCACGGCUACUUCUGCGAGGUCAUGUUCACAGCCGCCUGGGAGUUUGUGGUGAACUGCAACUGGAAGUUCCCCGGCGUGACCAGCGUGUGGGCGUUCUUCAUCUACGGCACCUGCAUCCUCAUCGUGGAGCAGAUGUACCUGAAGCUGCGCGGCCACUGCCCCGUGCUGCUGCGCUGCAUCAUCUACACUUCGUGGACAUACCUGUGGGAGUUUGGCACGGGGCUGCUGCUGCGCCAGUUCAACGCCUGCCCCUGGGACUACUCCGAGUUCCGCUACAACUUCAUGGGACUGAUCACAGCCGAGUACGCCGUGCCCUGGUUCUGCGCCAGCUUCACCGUGGAGCGCUUUGUUAUCCGGAAAACGCUCCGGCUGCGAUUCCACAAGGGGCCCGAGGACGGUUGGUCAAACAAUCAGUUGGAUGCCGGGGCGGGAGGAACCGCGGGUGGUGGGAGAAGGAGAGAGGGAGGCAGAGGGAUGGCAAAUGAUGCUAAUGGCUACCUUAAAGGAGAAUGAAUGAAUGAAGGAAAAACUAAAUCUGAAACCAGCCCAAUUGCCCAG